This is a messenger RNA of Vombatus ursinus (common wombat), 2821 nucleotides long. It is a transcript of the gene AFG2A, whose product is annotated as spermatogenesis associated 5. The transcript has 16 exons. Gene Ontology annotation, molecular function: ATP binding; ATP hydrolysis activity. Bases 1 to 2643 code for a protein of 880 amino acids. NCBI's taxonomy places the organism in Eukaryota, Metazoa, Chordata, Mammalia, Diprotodontia, Vombatidae. Gene Ontology annotation, cellular component: cytoplasm. The record is from RefSeq and is a predicted model, not a curated record.
AUGUCCUCCAAGAAAAGCAGAGCGCGGCGGAGCCAGGGCGCCGGCAGCGGCUCCCCCGGGCCCUCGCCCGCGGGCACGCCCGGCCCUGGCCCUGGCCCCGGCCCCGGCCCCGGCGCCGGCUGCCUGGUCGCGGUGGAUUUCGUGGAAAAAGCAGACGACCCUGUCCCAAAAGCAUUCCAAAAUUUCUUUUCCCAACUCGGCCUCAACACGAUGAAAUCUGCCAACCUCUGUAUUGGCCGGCCAGCGCUGCUCACCAGUGGGGCCGGACAGCAAGAGGUCUGCACCGCGUGGCCUGUGGCAGGAUUUCCUGGAAGGAAGGUUGGCCUGAGUGAGGGGGUUCAGAGGAACUUGGGAGUGAAGCCUGGAGAUGGGGUCCUGGUAGAGCCUCUCACGGGGACCCUGGUACCGGCUGAGAGAGUGGACCUGGUGCUGAGUGACAGGGAUGCAGAAAUUAAUGAGGAAGAGCUGGCUGCUUGUAUUCUGAGAAAAUUAGAUGGUAAAAUCGUGUUGCCCGGCAAUGUUCUGCAUUUCACUUUCUAUGGCAGACCGUGCCGGCUGAGAGCGACGUCCGUGAAGGGGGCUGAUGGCCUCACCCUGGAAGGAGCUCCAAGGAGCUCGGCUGGUGAGAAGCAAGAACCAGCCUCUGAGACAUUAGACCUUGAGGCCACUGCCGGGGACUUGUCCUUAGAGCUAAGCCAGCUUAGCCUGGGAGACCCCCAGAACGGAGGGUCCACCAGCACGCCGUGUAAACCCGGAGAGGGCAGCUUUGCCCCGAAGCCAGAAGAUACCUCCCUGGAGGCUGACCAGCACCUCGGGCAAGGUGACGGCCUAGGAGAAGACCCUGCUCCGGCUGAUGGCCGUGAUCCCGUCCUCCGAGAAGAGAGACUGCAGCCCCCAGCCCAAGUGGGAGCCCACAGCGGUGCCGACACCUUCUACUAUCUCUCUUCCAUUACAAAAUUCAACUUUGUAAAGCCCCAGGCAGCCAUGGCAGAGGAUGAUGGCCCUCGGAAAGUCACUUACGACCUCAUUGGAGGUUUGACCAGCCAAUUGAAAGCCAUCAGAGAAAUGAUUGAGCUACCUUUGAAGCAGCCGGAGCUGUUCAAGAGAUACGGUAUCACUCCCCCCAGAGGAGUGCUCCUGUAUGGCCCUCCCGGGACGGGGAAGACUAUGAUCGCCAGGGCCAUCGCCAACGAAGUGGGAGCCCAUCUUUCCGUCAUCAACGGUCCUGAAGUCAUAAGCAAGUUUUAUGGUGCUUCGGAAGCACGACUGCGGCAGAUCUUUGCUGACGCCACUUUGAGGCAGCCCUCAAUCAUUUUUAUCGAUGAGCUGGAUGCCCUUUGUCCGAAGAGAGAAGGGUCUGAGAAUGAGGUUGAAAAGAGAGUUGUGGCUUCUCUCUUAACUCUGAUGGAUGGUAUCGGUUCUGAGGGGAGUGAGGGGCGGGUUUUGGUCAUCGGGGCCACGAAUCGCCCUCACACCCUGGAUUCAGCUCUCCGAAGGCCAGGCCGCUUUGACAAGGAGAUCGAAAUCGGGGUCCCUAAUGCCCAGGACCGUUUGGACAUCCUCCAGAAGCUGCUCCAGGGGGUCCCACAUGGCCUCCGAGAGGCAGAGUUAGUCCAGCUUGCAAAUAGUGCUCACGGCUACGUGGGGGCCGACCUGAAGGCCUUAUGUAAUGAAGCAGGGCUGCAUGCCUGGCGGCGAGUCCAGAGGCAGCGGCCUGACCUUCCUGCCGGCGAGGGGGCAGACGCGGUGAGGGUGACCCUCAGCGACUUCCUGCAGGCCGUGAACGACGUCCGGCCCAGCGCCAUGAGGGAGGUGGCCAUCGACGUCCCCAGCGUAUCAUGGUCGGACAUCGGAGGACUGGAAGACAUCAAAGUCAAAUUGAAGCAAACUGUGGAGUGGCCUUUGAAGCAUCCUGAGGCCUUUUCCCGGAUGGGGAUUCAGCCGCCCACAGGAAUCCUUCUCUACGGGCCGCCGGGGUGCUCUAAAACAAUGAUAGCCAAGGCCCUGGCCAACGAAAGCGGGCUCAACUUCUUAGCCGUGAAGGGACCUGAAUUAAUGGAUAAAUAUGUUGGUCAGUCGGAACGUGCAGUCAGAGAGAUCUUUAGGAAAGCUCGAGCAGUGGCCCCAUCAAUUCUUUUCUUCGAUGAGCUUGAUGCCUUAGCGGUCGAAAGGGGCAGCUCUUCAGGUGCCGGAAAUGUAGCCGACCGUGUUCUGGCCCAACUCUUAACGGAAAUGGAUGGGAUCGAACAGCUGAAAGAUGUGAUUAUUUUAGCAGCUACCAAUCGCCCAGAUAAGAUUGACAAGGCUUUGAUGCGACCUGGGAGAUUUGACCGGAUCAUCUACGUCCCCUUACCUGACACAGCCACGAGGAGGGAGAUAUUCAAGCUGCAGUUUUCCUCUAAGCCAGUCGGUCCGGAUGUCGACCUGGAAGAACUCGUUUGUCAGACAGAUACCUACUCAGGGGCUGAGAUCACAGCAGUCUGUUCAGAAGCAGGCCUCCUUGCUCUAGAAGAAGAUAUACAAGCCAAAUAUAUCAUGAAAAGGCACUUCGCAGAGGCCCUGAACAUCGUGACCCCAAGAAUUCCGGAGUCCAUGAGGCAUUUUUACGCAGAUUAUCAUAAGAAUGGACUGCACACAUGCUGAGAAUAUAAUAGCCCUAACGUAGUCUAUUCAGACGCUUUUUUGAAAGAAAAGUGAAUUUCCUAUGUGCAGCGUGGCUUGAGGUGGCCAGAAUGUUCCUUCUUGCAAAUGGAAUGUCUGAAAUCCACUUGGGUAGAAUUGAGAGGCUGCUGACCCUCCAAUAAAGCGGAGAGAAAAGGUU